AUGACUUCUUGUAAAUACGUCACGACACAACUUAAGUCGAGGCAUUUGACGCAAGCGCAGAUCGGUCGUCUGCUAGAUUACAAUCUGCACACUCAUAUAAACCGUCAAACCCGUUAUGCCGCUAGAGAAGAGCUUUUGACGGCAUUGGCAGACAGGUUCGAGCACUGGGACGAAAAAAUUAUCGUGCUUCCAGUGAAUGAGUCAUUAAAUGGGUACAUGUUUCAGAGGGGCAAAUUCUCAAUGACGACGCCGCUAUCAAUGCCACUGGGGGCCAUGCUCGAUGGUUUUAACGCUAGCUACGAACACCCUUCUCAGUAUGGUCCCACAGAGGAUGUCCCAACGUCUGAGGAGUUGCUGCUAUGGAUUGGCUUGACGCAUGACGAGCCACUCGGCCCGUGCCCACGCCCUAACAGAUUUCUGAAAAAGUAUGAUCGUAGCGAACGUCACAGUAACCGCAAAGCGGAGACGGCUCUGUUUGUGCUUAAUCUUCCGAUAGCAUUGCUGCUACGAUACACUCUUGAAUUACUCAAACCCUGGAAGCCUACCUUCUGGGUGAAGGUCCUACCCGUGUUCCAAUCACUUGAGAAGGCGCACAAAAAACGAGCAGAAUACAACCGAGACUUCACUCGGGCCUGUGAUGCUCCUCAGUACGAGGACCCCCGAACUGCACGAGACAGGAGCGAUAUAUGCCCAGGGUUAAGGACCCAAAAGACCAAGUCAUCAUCAGGGAAAUCAUCUUGGGCUUUUUUCAAGAACCCAGGCAACAUUUUUGAAGACGCCACUUUUCAAUAUCUAACCAAUAAGUUGGCGGAUGCGUAUGGACGCUGCGACGGGACUCCUAUGCAUCUUGAUAAGCAUCUCAUUGAAGCUGGAUAUCUACAUGAGGGGCUAGCGGGUCUGGAUUGA
Pyricularia grisea is the source of this 906-nucleotide messenger RNA. RefSeq lists its product as uncharacterized. The transcript is spliced from 4 exons. Bases 1 to 906 code for a protein of 301 amino acids. Lineage: Eukaryota; Fungi; Ascomycota; Sordariomycetes; Magnaporthales; Pyriculariaceae. The record is from RefSeq and is a predicted model, not a curated record.